AAAACAAUGAAUAGCGAUUGACUGAAAAAUAGUUAUGAUUUGAGAAGUGUCGUUUCGUUUUAUCUCGAUAAGAAAUGUUAUCGCUAAAUCAUUAUUCUUAAUUAAUUAUCUAACUUUAUACUAUGCAGUAUUAGCAAAAUAUAAUCUGAAUGUUUUAAUUAAUAGCAGUUUUAAAUUAUGGAAACAAUAAGUGCAUCGCCUGUGCAAAAUAAUUCUUCCGAAUUAGAGGGCUCGAGAGUGUCUAGCCCUAGUAAUAAUAUUCGUCGAAACUAUGAAGGCCUUUCGUCAAGGUCUGCCAAUACUUCCGCAGAAAUCACACAAUUUGAAGAGAAAAUGCGACGCAAACUACAGUUUUUCUUUAUGAAUCCGAUAGAGAAAUGGCAAGCGAAACGCAAGUUUCCUUAUAAGUUCAUGGUACAAGUGAUAAAAAUAGUAUUGGUAACUUUCCAACUGUGUUUGUUUGCGCAUAACAGGUAUAAUCAUGUGAACUACACAUGGGACAACCGUAUCAGCUUUUCCCAUCUGUUUUUACUUGGUUGGGACUCUACUAGAGAGAUCAAUGCAUACCCACCAGGAGCUGGUCCUCUAGCUGUAUAUAAGCUAAAUGAAUUUUAUGAUACUCUUGAUUUUGCAUUCAAUGGAUAUGCUAAUCUUUCUAAUGCAAUUGGUGCUUACUCAUACAAUGAUGAAAAUAAUAACAUGCCUGAUCCAAUUUUCUGUCUAUACAAUUAUAAACAAGGCAUUAUUAAUGGAUUUAAUGAAAGUUAUGAAUUCAAUUCUGAAAUCAUCAAGACUUGUACUAACUUUACAAAAAGUGAAGGACUCUUCAAAUCACAACAAAAUAUUGAUGAUGCCGGUAUGAAGAUUAAUUUUGAUGCUUUAGUGCGAGCUACAUUAUCAUUUUCUGUGAAAACCAUUAAUUUCCGAGCAGCAGGGCCAAUCACUCCACCUGAUUGUUACAGAUUUGAUGUUGAUAUUGUAUUUGAUAAUGAAGACCAUGAUGGCCAGAUGUCGUUAACACUAGAAGCUGAACCUUACAAACUAGUAUGCAAAGGAGAUCAAGCAUAUAUAACUGAUAAUCAAAUUGAUCAAAUAUUAAGAAGCAUUUUGAAUAUUUUUGUUAUAUUAAUAUGCAGUGCAUCCCUGAUUCUUUGUAGUAGGGCAAUUUAUAGAGCUCAGCUUUUGAAAGAAUUGACAGUUCAAUUUUUCCAUAAAGCAUAUAAUAAACAUUUAAGUUUGGAUGGACGGUUAGAGUUCCUCAAUAUUUGGUACAUAAUGAUAAUAGUAAAUGAUAUACUAAUAAUAAUGGGUUCUGCAAUUAAAGAACAAAUUGAAAGGAAUCAAUUUACAAAUGACCAAUGGAAUGUUUGUUCUCUGUUUCUUGGUACAGGAAAUUUAUUAGUUUGGUUUGGAGUUUUACGUUACCUAGGAUUUUUCAAGACAUAUAAUGUUGUUAUACUUACUCUGAAAAAGGCAGCCCCAAAAAUAUUCCGAUUUUCAUUCUGUGCUUUGCUUUUGUACGCAGGUUUUAUGUUUUGUGGGUGGCUUAUAUUAGGACCAUAUCACAUGAAAUUCAGAUCACUUGCAACAACAUCUGAAUGUCUUUUCUCAUUAAUUAACGGUGAUGAUAUGUUUGCUACGUUCUCAAUCAUGUCUAAGAAGUCUCCAAUGUUGUGGUGGUUUAGCCGGGUCUAUCUUUAUUCAUUCAUAAGUCUUUACAUAUAUGUUGUAUUGAGUUUAUUCAUCUCUGUUAUUAUGGAUGCCUAUGAUACUAUAAAACAGUAUUAUCAAGAAGGUUUUCCAAAAAGUGAUUUGCAACAAUUCAUUGGUGAGACGAACAUCAAUGAUGUUUCAUCUGGUAUUUACAGAACACACAGUUCUACAUCUUUAAAUGCUUUUAUGAAUUCAUUAUUUUGUUGCAAUGUAUACAGAAGUGCAUACUCCAAGAUUGGAGGAAGUUCAACUCUUAACAUACUUUAAGUAACUCAAAAUAGCAAGUAGCAAAUUGUAAAUAAAAUUAUGUUUUGUACUUUGUGUAUAGCAUUUUAAUUAUUAUUGAAGAGUUACCAAACAAGCCAUCCAAAGAGAUUAUAGGAUUUUAUGGGUGGAUAAAUAUUUUAUCAUUAUAUUUUAGUAUACUUAAGAUAAGUAUAAAUUAUAUUGAGUAUUUGGAAAUACUGUGAUGUGCUUCAUUUUUGUAAUAAAGCAUGUUUAUUAUCA
Messenger RNA from Leptidea sinapis, 2220 nucleotides. RefSeq names its product mucolipin-3-like. Bases 178 to 1980 code for a protein of 600 amino acids. Gene Ontology annotation, molecular function: NAADP-sensitive calcium-release channel activity. The record is from RefSeq and is a predicted model, not a curated record. NCBI's taxonomy places the organism in Eukaryota, Metazoa, Arthropoda, Insecta, Lepidoptera, Pieridae. The transcript is spliced from 2 exons. Gene Ontology annotation, cellular component: plasma membrane; lysosomal membrane.